AAAGGUAAAAAAAAUCAGCAUAUUUCAUAGUCAGCAUGUGUCAGAGAAGCGAGCUGAAUGUGAAAAGCUUCAUUGUGGGGAAACAUCUGCUGAAACUGUCCGUAAAAAACGUGAAAUGUGUCAGAACUUAGAAACUGUUACUGAUAAGAAAGUUUGUGAAUUCUGUGGUGAAAGUUACAACCGAAAGAAUGACUUGUUGGUCCACAAGAAAACUCACACAGUUGAGAAGCUGUAUUCCUGUGAAACAUGUGGGAAAUGUUUCAGAAAACCAAAAUAUUUGUUGGUCCACAUGAGAACUCACACAGGUGAGAAGCCGUUUUCUUGUGAAACAUGUGGGAAAAAUUUCCGUCAACAGAGUCAUUUGUUGACCCACAAGAGAACUCACACAGGUGAGAAGCCGUAUUCUUGUGAAACAUGUGGGAAGUGUUUCAGGCAUCAGAGUCAUUUUUUGUCCCACAAGCGAACUCACACAGGUGAGAGGCCAUAUUGUUGUGAAACAUGUGGGAAAAGUUUCCUUCAACGGAGUCAUUUGUUGACCCACAUGAAAACUCAUACAGGUGAGAAGCCGUUUUCUUGUGAAACAUGUGGGAAAUGUUUCAGAAAACAAAAAUAUUUGAUGGACCACAUGAGAACUCACACAGGUGAGAAGCCGUUUUCUUGUGAAACAUGUGGGAAAAAUUUCCGUCAAAAGAGUCAUUUGUUCAACCACAUGAAAACUCACACAGGUGAGAAGCCACAUUCUUGUGAAACAUGUGGGAAAAAUUUCAGUCGUUGGAGUAAUUUAUUGGACCACAUGAGAAUUCACAGAGGUGAGAAACCAUACUCUUGUGAAACAUGUGGGAACAAUUUCAGUCGUUGGAGUCAUUUAUUAGACCACAUGAGAAUUCACAGAGGUGAGAAGCCACAUUCUUGUGAAACAUGUGGAAAGUAUUUCAGUCGUUGGAGUUAUUUAUUGGUCCACAUGAGAAUUCACACAGGUGAGAAGCCAUAUACCUGUGAAACAUGUGGGAAGUGUUUCAGGCAUCAGAGUCAUUUGUUGGCCCACAAGCGAACUCACACAGGUGAGAAGCCAUAUUGUUGUGAAACUUGUGGGAGAAAUUUCAGUCACCGAAAAAACUUGAUGCUCCACAUGAGAACUCACACAGGUGAAAAGCCAUAUUCUUGUGAAACAUGUGGGAAAGUAUUUACUCGUCUUAGUUCACUGCGAAAACACAUGAAAUGUCUCAAAGAAAUCAUGUCCUAAAAAACUCUACGGGAAGUUUCAUUCAAGAAGUUCAGUUUGAGCACAAAGUAUCAUCCAGUUUAAAGAAAACGCAAUUUCACUCUAAGCUGUUUAAUUCCUAUGCUGGUCCACAGCAUAUACACACAGUCAUGAUACAAAAACACCCCAAAAUGAGUUGCAUUGCUAUGUUUCAUCUACACAGUCUUUCCUGUGGGUAUAACGUCAGUUCUAUUUCAUCCCUACUGACCGCCAGAGGCGGUGCGUAAAGCACUGAAUGAUCAUCCUAUCGCAUACGCAGGUCGAGAAUUAAAUGACAAAAAAGUCACACGUGACCUCCCGGUGGCUGACGUGAGUCUGUAUAGCCACGUCACACCGGAAGCUCAGUCCCUUUAAACCUUCUCACACGCAGGUUGGUUGGAUCUGGUGGUGAGCAUUUUGAGCUGAACUCCACUGACAGUUGAUGUGCUGUUUUGUGACAGGUGGCCCUGCGACUGGGUAAAUCAGAGCUGUGGGCUUGCUCGCCCUCUAAGGGCUGCACAAGCAGCACUCCAUCUCCUUUUUUUCUUCUUUCCCGUGAAAGCCGGGUAUCGUUUAUCGCCAUGUCUGUUAGACAGUUGUUUUCUGUUGUUACAGCCCACCUUGUGGUGCGCGCUGCUCUAGUUUGUUGCCUGUGCGGCUUAAUUGUUAAUUUGUUAAUUAGGAGGUGGAACUUCGCCCAGUUGUUAUUGAAGACGGCUGUCUGUCAGCUCGUGUUCUGAGUAUGAUUCAUACACUGUCUCUUCAGUUUGUUUAAAGAAAGGAAGAUAAUAGUAAUAAUAAUAAAAAAAAACCCAGCAGGGUUGUUUUCCUUCAUUGUGAGCCUGUUGCAAAUCGCAAGUGGCGUUCUCUGCUUGACCCGGUUUGUGACCCCGCGUUCAGACAUUCAGGAGUCACAGGUGGCGUUCUCUGCUCGACCUGACUCUGUAGCGUUGCUUGUCUCUACACUAGGUUUCUUAGUGAGUAAGACAACUGAGGGUUUUUUGACACCAUGUUGGAGCAGCCAUGUUGCAGACUCUGCUUGGCAGCACUCCAACCUGAGGAUGGCCGUGAUUUGUGUCCCCGCUACCUGGGUGUGGACCACCUACGGGAGGCCCUCCAUGACACGGACUGCCCGAAUUGCUUAAUUAUGUCGCGUUCCGUGAAGGUUGCACACUUGGCUGAGUUUGAGGGUUGCCCGGAGGGGGGAUCCCACAUCUAUGGUGUUG
Salarias fasciatus (jewelled blenny) is the source of this 2466-nucleotide messenger RNA. Its product is annotated as gastrula zinc finger protein XlCGF8.2DB-like. Gene Ontology annotation, cellular component: nucleus. The transcript is spliced from 3 exons. The coding region runs from base 116 to 1243 and encodes 375 amino acids. Gene Ontology annotation, biological process: regulation of transcription by RNA polymerase II. NCBI's taxonomy places the organism in Eukaryota, Metazoa, Chordata, Actinopteri, Blenniiformes, Blenniidae. Gene Ontology annotation, molecular function: DNA-binding transcription factor activity, RNA polymerase II-specific; RNA polymerase II cis-regulatory region sequence-specific DNA binding. The record is from RefSeq and is a predicted model, not a curated record.